Ctenocephalides felis (cat flea) is the source of this 647-nucleotide messenger RNA. RefSeq names its product 60S ribosomal protein L21 (gene RpL21). The transcript is spliced from 3 exons. Gene Ontology annotation, cellular component: cytosolic large ribosomal subunit; ribosome. Gene Ontology annotation, biological process: translation. Gene Ontology annotation, molecular function: structural constituent of ribosome. Lineage: Eukaryota; Metazoa; Arthropoda; Insecta; Siphonaptera; Pulicidae. The record is from RefSeq and is a predicted model, not a curated record. Bases 133 to 612 code for a protein of 159 amino acids.
UUGAUUGAAAUGAAAUGUUUCACUUUUUUAUGUUGGUUUUGUGAUGCUCUGUCACUCUCUUUUGUAUGAUCUGUGGUUGACUGCCUUCCAUUUUCUUUUCUUAACCUAGUUGCCCGUUGAAGCAGCAUAAAAAUGACAAACUCAAAAGGCUACCGGCGUGGUACAAGGGAUCUGUUCUCACGCAGAUUCCGCACCCGAGGAGUCAUCCCUCUGUCUACUUAUAUGAAAGUGUAUAAAGUGGGAGACAUAGUAGACAUAAAGGGUAAUGGUGCUGUGCAGAAAGGUAUGCCUUAUAAAGCCUACCAUGGUAAAACUGGACGUGUUUAUAAUGUAACCCCUCAUGCGCUUGGUGUAAUAGUAAACAAACGUGUCCGUGGUAAAAUUAUUCCAAAGAGAAUAAAUAUUCGUAUUGAACACGUAAAGCAUUCAAAAUGCAGAGAAGAUUUUUUGAAACGUGUGAAGGAAAAUGAACGUCUUCGACAUGAAGCCAAGGAAAAGAAAGUUCAUGUUACAUUGAAGAGACAACCUGCUCAACCUCGGCCAGCAAAUAUUGUCAAAGGAACUGAUGAGCCAAUACGUUUGGCACCAAUUCCUUACGAAUUUAUUGCAUAAAUUUGUAAACUUUAAAUAAAUAAUUAAAAUUUGUA